This is a messenger RNA of Dacryopinax primogenitus, 1344 nucleotides long. RefSeq lists its product as uncharacterized. Lineage: Eukaryota; Fungi; Basidiomycota; Dacrymycetes; Dacrymycetales; Dacrymycetaceae. The transcript has 5 exons. The record is from RefSeq and is a predicted model, not a curated record. The coding region runs from base 62 to 409 and encodes 115 amino acids.
AUCAUCUGGCGACGUCAGCCAGUACGAGCGGUGAGCCGACUGUGCCGCAGCGUGGGACAGCAUGAUUAACAGAGAGCGAUGGGGUGAGUUGUCGAAAUUGCAACGCACAGUCAAUAAUGUCGCAGAUCGUUCUAGGCAGGCGCAGGGAAGUGAUGGGAAAGAGGUCGAACUGGGCAACAUGCCAACAACUCCCGAAGAACGAAAACGGCCAAAGAAGCGGGCCGGUCCGGCCCAGGGGCGGUCAUUAUCAGAGGGGGAAGCGAACAGCCAACAGCGAAUAUGGGAGAGUUCCUGCCGGCGCUGGAAGAGCAGUUCGCUCGCGAACACGGCAUGCUCUCGACUCUGGAAGGAAGGGGGCAAAAUACACGAAUCGUGUGACAAGCACAAGUUGACAUCGAAGAUUUGGUAGAAUAGGGAACUUGUUUAAAUAACGAAAACCGGCAUGCCGCAGGGGUGACGUAGAAGAUGAAGCGGUGCAUUGAAAUCCCUUGACAAGUCGAGCACGCCGAGAUCCGGGGAGAAUUUUCUGCUUUUGCAUAUUCGCGGGAUUCGGAACUUCUAUCCCUGAUAAAAGCGCCAGCGGUGGGAUGGAAAUUGAUGUUGGUCGACUUCACGAGGUCAUGUUGGGUACGUAAUAGGGGCUGUGUGCGAUGGGAACACGAUAUUGGACAACGCCUGAACACUAAACAAUGAUUAUCCCUGCAGAGCGAAAUAACGGGCUGGAAAGGCCGACACCAGCUCCGAGCUGAACCGAGACUUGCAAGAAAGUAAUUCUAUCCUUCUCAAGUUGCUGGCGCUCGGUGAAUACCCUCCGAAGGUGCGAUCCUCCCUGCUCACAUUCGGAAACCGCUGACGAGGAGCUUUCGGUGAGGGACUGGCCUUUGGUUGACCCUCGGCGCUUUUGAAAGCACGAGCCUCGUUGCUCUGUUCUGCUCGAUCGCUCGAUAGGACAAUAUGUCUUGGAGUUGACAGGUCUGAUGCUGCAGAUGGAGACGUUCUCUUCGGGAGGGCACCGCCGAUUGCAGUUGUUGAUGACGGCAUUCAGGCUUCCGGACGGCAUGAGCGACAUGCCCGCUGUGCUAACGACCAUUCCGGGCAACCUAACUUGCUAUACUUUGGGACUAUCAAUCCGAUAGAUUGAUAGUCCCAAAGUAGCCGUUAAGGGAGGAGUUCUCCUUGCCCGACCAGGGUGUCGCCAAGCGCACGCAGCCCAUGCUUCAUCAUCUAACCCGAUACUCUCCGAGAAUCCAUCAGGCUAUCGGAUACUGGGGAUAUCUGGGGCUCGGUUCCUCUUCUAAUCUUCGGCUCUUUGCAAAGUUGCAGUCGUUGAGCAUGCCAUGAUCA